Cinara cedri is the source of this 5831-nucleotide messenger RNA. The record is from the annotation of a GenBank genome assembly. NCBI's taxonomy places the organism in Eukaryota, Metazoa, Arthropoda, Insecta, Hemiptera, Aphididae.
UAUUUAUAAUGUUUGAUCAUAUCUUAUGUUGUACACUAUUUCAAUGUGAUAUGGACAUAUAUUUUCGUUUAUUUUUUUCCGUUCCAAAAGCCAGAGAUCAACUUGGCAAGUAACCCGAAAUUUCACGAUUUUUGUUUCGUACCUACAUCGAUUCGGGAAUCUCGAAGCAAUCGAAGUAUUCAAAGCUCACCGGCAGUCAUGGAAAACCAUAUGAUGUUAUUAUACUACACAAUAGUGUGAUAAGAAUUUAUACCUAUAUAAUUUAUUUUGUCACUGCAUCUGUCUGCUACCCAAGUAUUAUUAUCUCCAGUUCUCUCUUUUGUAAACUAACCACUUUAUAGUCGAAUUUGCUUCUCAUUUUAUUUGUAUUUUAAUCGUACUUUAUAUAUUUGUUAAACUAUACUUAUGGUGUCCAGAUGUACCCUUUUUCGCAGGACAUUACUCUUUUUUGAUGCAUGUCCUAUGUCUUUAACUUUGUAUAAAUAUUGUGUUAAUAUUGUACUUAAGUACAUGAAAUUGUACUCUUUUUUUUGAAAAUAAUAAAUAUUAAAUAAAUAAAUAUAAUUAUGUAGGAAACAUGUAUUAAAAAAGCUUUGUAUUUAUUUAAAUGUAAUACCUUUAAAAAUUAAUUUAAAUAUAUAUACUUAAGUUAUACUUCUAUACUUUAAGUUGACUAAAAUUACUUAAAUUUCAAAGUAUUCUCAUCAUAAAGACACAAACCAAAUGAGUUGAUAUUAUGAUUUCAAAUAAUUCAUUUUAGAAGAUAUAAUUAUAAAGUAAUCAGAUAAAGAAAAAAUGUAUAUAGAUCAAGUUAAGUUAUGGUCAAAAUGGGUAAAAUAGUAAACACAAUACAUAUUGGCCAAUUCUUUCAAGAGGGUUUUUUUUUACAAUGGAGAACUUAAAUUUUAAAAUAUACAUUUUUUUGGAUUUUUAUAUCUGGUCACUAUAAUUAUAUUACUGUUUGUGAACGAAUUGUCUAUAAACCUCGUUCUUUCUACAUCGUUAAAAUAACAUCAAGUGAGAAUUCUUUACUGGUUUAAUCAACCAUAAGCUACAGACCAGCACCAGUAAACCAAGAUUUGGUGAGAAAUUUUUAUCUCUAUUUGAUAAUUUAUUUUUUGAUCAGGUACUAUCGUCAGCCCUCUAUAACCAUGUCCAAUAUGCACAGAAUGAGGUAUAAAAAUGAAGGUGUUGACUCUAAGGAGUUACGUCGUAGACGUGAAGAAGAAGGUAUUCAGUUACGCAAGCAAAAAAGGGACAUUCAGCUUUUCAAAAGACGAAAUAUAAAUGAGAUAAUUCAAAGCGACGAUAUUGAUGUAAGUACAGUGAUUUAAGUUGAAUGCAAUUUACGUAGUAAUGGCACUCAUGACGCCUAUAUAUAUAUUGUUCGUGAUUUGAUUCUUUUGUCAAUCAAAUCAUGUUUAUUUAAAAUGCAAUUUUUAUAAUAUAUAAUUUCAUUUUAAUCCCUUUAACCAUUUUUAACCUAAAAUUGUAACAUUAUUAUAUAACAGUUUAAUUGUUUUAAAAAUGUUCCAUUCCUAAGUACAUAAUUAAUAUUGAAUUAAUGAAACCUUGUGGUAGUAUUUUUGUCUGCUUGAUUGGAAUACCUAUUAGAUGUAAUUCUUAAAAUUAAUUUUAUUUUAAUACAAAGUCUAAACAUGGUUAUGAUAAUUAUCAAUUAUCAUGAUUAAAUAAUUAAUAUUAGGAACAUAAAUAAUUAAGCAAAUUUAUAACUCUACAUUAUAAUUUGUAUACAUAUAUAAUAUUCUAUAAUAUUUUUGUUUUCUUAACUUGUAUUAUUUUUUUUUAAUGAGAAAUACAAUAUAUAUAUAUAACUUCACAUAUAUUGUAUAAUUGUAGCCGGCUGUACCGAAUAAUUUAUCCGCAUGGUCUAAUAUUAAUGAAGAACUUAUCAAACAUCUGUAUAGCAUUAAUGAAGAAGAUCAAUUUAGAGCCGCCCAAAAAUUCAGGAAAUUAUUGUCUUCUGAACCAAAUCUUCCCAUUGAUGAUGUAAUUAAUACUGGUAUAAUUCCACGAUUUGUUGAAUUUUUGAAAAAUGCAACCAACAGCCAUUUGCAGGUAUAUAGUUAUUAUUUGUUCUAUAACUUUCUUAGAUAUACUUACAAAUUUUAAUUUGUUAGUUUGAAGCGGCAUGGGUUUUGGCAAAUAUUUCUUCUGGAACUUCAGAACUGACACGUAAAGUAAUGGAAGCUGAUGCUGUUCCAGUAUUUAUAUAUUUGUUAGAAUCACCAUACGAAGAUGUACAAGAACAAGCAGUUUGGACUUUGGGAAAUAUUGCCGGUGAUUCUCCGAUGUGUCGUGAUUAUGUUUUAAACAUGGGCAUUAUGAAGCCAUUAUUGAAGUAAUUAUUAAUUCUUAAGUCUGAAUUAAUUUAUACAUUUUGCGAAUAUAAAAAUAAAACAUUGUACAUUGUUAGUAAAUAAGUAGGAGAAAGGAGGGUGAGAGGAAGAUCAGAACAGAAGUGGUUGAAUGUGAUUGAGUGUGGUAUAAGGAUGCUUGAUAUAUGUGAUGAUGAUGAGGGGGGAGGAUCAGGUCGAGUGAAAGCUUAUGAUGAGGGUUGCGGACUCUAAAUAAAUUGAAUGGAAAAAGAGAUGAAGACUAUUUUGUUUAAUAUUAAUAUAAUUAAUAUUUUUAUCAAUUAUAUAGGUUUUGUAUGUUCAUUUUUUUUUUCGUAGGUUGCUAGAUAACUGUUCCCAUUCAUCAAUGACUCGUAAUGCUGUGUGGACUUUGUCCAAUUUAUGCAGAGGAAAAGUGCCGCCACCUGAAUUUUCGAUGAUAUCACCUGCUUUGCCGGUUUUAGCUGACUUAUUAAAUAACUCCGAUGCCGAUGUUUUGGCAGAUACUUGUAGGACUCUAUCAUAUUUAUCUGAUGGUCCACAUGAAAAAAUUCAAGCCGUAAUUGAUACUGGAGUUUGUCCAACCUUAGUUGAAUUAUUAAUGUGAGUUAUAAUAAUUUGUAAUCAAUUUAUUGAAUAAAAACAAAAGAAAUUACUAAUAAUUUUACUAUUGUUUAAGGCACACACAAACUAAUGUAGUUUCUGCCGCUUUGCGAGCAGUUGGUAAUAUAGUAACUGGUGACGAUGCUCAAACACAAGUAGUUUUAAACUGUUCAGUUUUACCUUGUUUGCUAAGCUUGUUGGGCUCGCCCAAAGAAACUAUUCGUAAAGAAGCUUGCUGGACAAUAUCUAAUAUUACUGCUGGAAAUAAAAAUCAAGUACAAGUAGGUAAUUUAUUAAUAAACCAACAAUCCUCUGCAAUGAUAUAAUCAUUUUCAGUCAGCCCUUUCAGAAGUUCUGCCGUUUUCAUUUUUACAUCAUUAACCGUUUGAAAAUGGGUUCCUUUUAAAAACUUUUAAUUUUUGGGAAUAGGAAGAAGUCACAAGAAGCCAGGUCUGAUCAAAAAGCGUUGAAUUGGAAAUCUACUGUGUGCUGGAGCAUUGUCUUGUUGAAGAACCCAGCCAUUCUUCCACAGAUUUGGUCGCUUCUUUCCAACACGUUCUCUCAAUUUAAUUAAUAUAUCUUUAUUAUAAUAUUGGUUGACCGUCUGACCACUAGGAACCUAUUCAAAAACAAUUUUCUCUUAAUGUCAAAGAAAACAAUGAGCAUACUUGCCCAUUCAAGCUUUCUUAAUUCUUGGGGAAUUUGGUGUCUUUUAAUGCAUGGAAUGCCUUUUAGUUUCAGGAUCAUAUGUAAAAAUCCAUGUUUAUCAUAGGUUAUAAUAUUAUUUAAAAAAAAAUUGAACAUACUUGAUGAUUUUUUAAGUGUCUGAACAAAUUUCUUCACAAAUUGAAGUUUUGAUCAAUCGUCAAAUUUUUAGGAACCAUUUUAGCACACACUUUUUUAAUGUAAAUUUCCAACUAAAAUUCUACAAACACUUUCUUUAUCAAUAUUUAUUAUCUCUGUUACAGCUCUAACACUUAAUUGACAAUCUUGCUGAAUAAUUUUGUUGAUUUUUUUCAAUGUUUUUGUUUGUUGAAGAUUUGGUAGGAUAUCUAAGAUGAUCAUCGCCUUCAACGUCCCCUCAUCCAGUGCAAAAUCAUUUAUGCCAUUCAGAAACGCAAUCUCUAAAUAAGAAUUUUUUACCAUAAACUUCAUAUAACAUCCAAAACGAAUCCACGGUAGUUUUUUUAAAUUUAACAAGAAAUUUAAUGUUAACAAGUUGUUCGAUUUUUAAAUUAAACAUUUUUCUGCAGUAUAGUUAAAUUAGCACUAAUAAUAUAUAAAAAAAUGAAUCAAUUUCGUCAAUAUUAAUAGUACUUUUAGAUAAGUGUUUCUUUAUCGUAAUUCAAUAAUGGUUUUAUAAAUAACGUUAAUAUUUUACGUUAUAUACAGAAAGUCUCGUUAUUUUUCUGUCACACCUUGUAUGCCCCUUUGUAUUGCCCAUCCAUAUAAUUAUGAUUGUUUAUUUGGUUAAAAAUAUUAUUUGUUUUUUUUUUUUAUUUUGCAACCAAUGGGCAACUGCCUCGAUCCUGCUUAAACUUUGUUUUUAUCACGUCUUCUUAUUAUAAUAUUCAAAUUACAUAUUAAAAAUUUAUUUUAAAUGUUUGUGAUUCUAAACAGGCACCAUUGUAGGUACUUAUUUUAAGUACCAUAAAGGUGAGUGACCAACAACUAGAAAUAAAUAUUAUUAAUAUUGGCUAGUAUAUUUAUUACUCGUACAUUGAUUUUUUUAUGAAAAUCGUAAAAAUGAUAGCAUUCAUAACAUAUUUAACCAAACUUCGCUCAGUCGUUUUUUGUUAAAUUACUCUAUAUCCUGCAUUCUCAACUCCCACCUUCAAAUAAAUUUGUUUUAUUGCUGUAGUAUGGAUUUAAUUUUAAUUGACUUAAAGCAGAAUCAUUUAAAAAUAAUUUAUUUGUUAGUAUGAAUAGUAAUUACUAACUAAAAGUACAGAAAAACCAUUUUAAUAGUUGUACGAUAUGUGUAUUUACAGGCUGUUUUAAAUGAAAACAUAUUCCCAACACUUAUUCAUAUUAUGGCUACAGCAGAGUUCCAGACGAGAAAAGAAGCUGCGUGGGCCAUUACAAAUGUAACAUCGGGGGGAACGCAAGAACAAAUCCAGCAUUUGGUUGAACAGGUAUAUUUUAUCAAUAAAACAAUUAUUCUUUUAUUAUUUAUUUUCUUUUUAUCUUUUUAUUUAGAAAUGUAUCCCUCCGUUGUGUGAUCUCCUUACAGUAACAGAUGUGAAAAUUAUNAUAUCAGAAAUCUUUUGGAAUUAUUGAACGUUACUUUGGUUCUGAAGAGGACGAUCCUUGGGUUGCACCCUCUGUACAAGAAACUGAACAAGGACUCGAGCAGUUCGAUUUUAGGGAUCAAAAUGUCCCUGCGACUAGAUUCCAAUUCUAUCAAUUAAUAAUACAGGAAAUAUGAUUUGGUUUUUCUUAACUUUUUUGUUCAUGAUUUUUAUUUACAUUUAAAUUUAACUUAUAAAAACCAAAACAGAUAUUUUGUUAAAAAGAACAUAAUAUAACUGAUUAUAUUCAACAACAUGUUCAGUUGAAUAUGUCUGAGGACAUUAUUUGAACGACAUAAAUAAAUUAGUUUUUCGAAAUUAGUGUUUUUACAUAUUGUUAUUUUUUUUUUUAGUUUCAUACAUUUAGAUUCAAGUAUAUAAUUUAAUGUAUUCAAAUAUUUUUGCCUUGAAAUUUAAUAUUUUAUUGGCAACCGUUAUCAUAAAUUAUUCAAUAUUUAUAACUUUAUAGUGUGACUUCUUCAAACUACAUUAGAUAAUAAUAAUACUAAAUAUAUUUUUCACAUAAGUGAAAUGUGUUUUUUGUUAAAGUUGUAUCUAUUAAAAAUAAACUAAAAACCAC